Temnothorax curvispinosus is the source of this 2090-nucleotide messenger RNA. RefSeq names its product glycylpeptide N-tetradecanoyltransferase 1 (gene Nmt). The record is from RefSeq and is a predicted model, not a curated record. The transcript has 7 exons. Lineage: Eukaryota; Metazoa; Arthropoda; Insecta; Hymenoptera; Formicidae. The coding region runs from base 59 to 1471 and encodes 470 amino acids. Gene Ontology annotation, cellular component: cytoplasm. Gene Ontology annotation, biological process: N-terminal peptidyl-glycine N-myristoylation. Gene Ontology annotation, molecular function: glycylpeptide N-tetradecanoyltransferase activity.
UCCAGCAGCGUCACUGUACGCAGUGUACGCGCGAGUCGCGACGAAAAUCUAUAUUAAAAUGGAGGAGAAGAGUCAGGCCGCGGAGCGAGAAACCAAGAAGGAUGAGGCCCACGAGAAGGAUGCACGGAACAAGAGCUCCAAGAAGAGAGAAGCUCGGAAAAAAAAGAAAGAGGCGGCACACGCAGCUAGUGAAAAUCAUAACAACAAUAAAGAAGAACAGGAGAUGCCUAGCGCGUGCAAUAUCUCUAUAAAAGAUAUCCAGAUGGCAAUGGAGGUCUUUAAUAUGCAACAGAAACCUGCCAAAACUCAGGAGGAAGCGAUGCAAAAGCCUUAUCAAUUUUGGAGUACGCAGCCUGUACCAAAAAUGGAUGAGAAAAUUGUACGUAACGAGCCAAUCGAACCCGAUAAGACAUCUAUUAGGGCGGAGCCGUAUUCGCUACCUGCAGAUUUUCAGUGGGAUACUUUGAACUUAGAUGAUCCUCUGGUCUUAUCGGAACUGUACACAUUACUCUCAGAGAACUACGUCGAAGACGAUGACGCAAUGUUCAGAUUUGAUUAUCCUCCUAACUUUUUGAAAUGGGCGCUGCAACCUCCUGGCUGGUGCAAAGAAUGGCAUUGUGGGGUGCGAGUAAGCAAGAGCGGACGUCUAGUCGGUUUUAUUUCUGCUAUUCCAGCUACUCUACGUGUCUACAGUCACUCUCAAAAGAUGGUGGAAAUCAAUUUUCUGUGCGUGCAUAAGAAGCUAAGAUCAAAGAGAGUAGCACCUGUAUUGAUACGCGAAAUUACGAGGAGAGUAAAUCUGAAGGGUAUCUUUCAAGCUGUGUACACUGCCGGAGUCGUUUUACCAAAACCUAUCGCGACAUGCAGGUACUGGCAUCGAUCAUUAAAUCCAAAGAAAUUAAUUGACAUCAAGUUCUCUCAUCUUACUCGCAACAUGACGAUGCAGAGGACUUUAAAGCUAUAUAAACUGCCAGAGACAACAAAAGUACCAGGUUUCAGAAAGCUGGUUUACACGGAUAUACCACAAGCGCAUAAGAUAUUGACGGAAUAUCUAGAGAAGUUUGAUCUCGCUCCGGUAUUCUCAGUCGAAGAGUUUGAACAUUGGUUUCUGCCGCAAACUGGCAUUAUUAAUAGCUUCGUUGUGGAGAAGGAAGGGAAAAUCACCGAUAUGGUGAGUUAUUAUACAUUGCCGAGCUCCAUUAUGCAUCAUCAGACACACAAAACCCUCAAGGCCGCGUAUAGUUUCUACAAUGUAUCCACCACAACUCCGUGGCUCGAACUAAUGAUGGAUGCCUUAAUAUCAGCGCGUGACUUGGGUUUUGAUGUGUUUAAUGCCUUGGAUCUCAUGGACAACAAGGAGUUUUUAGAGCCCCUCAAAUUCGGGAUUGGCGAUGGCAAUCUUCAAUAUUAUCUAUACAAUUGGCGUUGUCCCAGUAUGACACCCGGCAAAAUCGGUCUUGUGCUUCAGUAGACUUCUAGCUCAGAGAAUCGCUGUAUAAAAAAAAGAAAGAAGAUCUUUUGCAUGUAUGAUCUCGCAAGAGAUUGAGAAAUAGCGAUUAAGUAUGAGCAAACAGGGGACAUAUAGCAACGCAAUAAAGUCAGCGUUGUUAGAUGGAGAUAAGGGCAACCGUAAUCUUUCUUACCAAUAGGACUACGUAAACAUAUUUAUAGCGGUCGAAAGGAUUCUGAGUUUUCUUGAAGGAUCGGCAACCGAUCCUACGAGAUGGAUAAUUCAGAAUGGAUAAUCCCUCGAAAAUCGCUCUUGUUUUUGUCAUUGGCGCCUCUGAAGAUUCUAGAUUGGAUUAUACACGAUCGGGAUAAAUUGUGCAUUGUACAGCGCACGUGUAUAUACGUAUCUGCGUAACUCGAACAAAUGUAGAUAAGCAUUAUGCAUAAUUAAUAGCAAUUAUACGGGAAGCCAUUCCGUAAUCAUCUGAGGAUUUUCGAUUUUCAAUCAUGUAAGCCUUUAGACGCCAGAUAACUCUUUAUCCGUUUUUCCUUUACACCUUUUCGGCUAAUUAGACGACAACGUAUGCCGGAGUGUGAGUGACAGACAAGUUAAAAAUAAAAUGACAUUUAUUGAAAAUGAU